AUGCUUCAACUUAUUUUACCAGACCACGGAAAAGGGAGGUAUCGGAUCGUUAUCUUGUGGAGUGUGGUUGAGAGCUCCAACCGUGACGCUGCAUACAUCCGUUUUCGCUUUCAAUAUCAGAAUGUUGGCUCACGGCGAUCUUGGUUUCUCUCCUUAGGAAGCAAUAAAGAAUUAAUACGAAGAUUUGAUGCACAGCCAGGCACUCUUGCGAUAGGGAUCGACGACUCGAGGACAACUAGGCUUUUACUGAAUCACAUCACCAGAAGAAAACUUGUACCCGACAGGUACUUUCGACAUGGGGAUUCAAGAGCUUCCCAAGUUGCUAACAUGAUAUAUUUAAAAGCUGCUUGGAAGAGCGUUACUGACCCCUUUGCCAUCCAAUGGUUACUACUCGUCCUCAUAUUUCACACGGACAACCUGUUACCAUGGGAUCGUAUCAUCAGCUAUCUUCUGGACCUGCCUAUUACCACCGUCAGUGCUGCCAACGGUCAUCUGGGAAACAUGGCCGUUUCAUUGUUCAGAGCCUGGCUGGAAGGGGAUUGGAGAAUGCUGACACCUCGCAUGCUAGCGUGGACCCAGGCAAUCAGCUGGUGGCUGGCCUUUUCGGUUGUCAUGACAAGCACGCUCACUGGUGUCCGAGAUGUAAUCUUAUCUGUGUUCGCCGAUUCACUGAUCAGAGCAACUGGAAGCCCGAAGCGUCAGACUCGCUGGAAGCUUAAGAAGAGAGGCGUGCUGGUCAUAGCGAACCUCCAGCUCUCUCCUGUGCUUCUUGAUGACCUCGACCUCCCGGUAUCAGCACACUCAGCAAAGGUGGAAACAUUGGAGCUCUCUCUCCCCCUCCUGGCUUUUGUCCUCGCUAGAAACAUCUCUCUGCAAAUCAGAGGGUUUCAUGUGGAGCUGACUUCUCGCAAGUUCCCCUCUGAGAGGGAUUGUCAUGGUCUUGAUGCUCAGGUGGAAGCAGAGAAAAGGGCCAGGCAACGGCAGAGGUUGACUGACAUUGACAGAUUGCUUUGGGAUGACAACACUCCUCCUCCUUCCUUCAUGCAGAAAUUUCAAGACUUUCUCAUUUUCGCAGUUGCCUCCCGUGCAGCCCAGUGCGUGCAGGUUUCCAUCUCCCAGGUGACCAUUCGGUUUCGACCCAGCAGCCUGAGCUCUCUGCCUGAUCAUCUCCACCGCACUCUCUCCCUCCGCCUCGACUCCCUCAGCCUCAGCAACGGCCCUCCAGCCUCCACUGACUUGCUGCUUCCCAGGGCAAAGGUGGUGGACGUGCGGGGCUGCAAGCUUGAGCUCGUGAACGAGCCGAGCAGGCCUUCCGCUCCAUCUUCAGGGGUUCAAGCGGGAAAUGGCAGUGCUCCAGCUGGCAAGACGGAUUCGUAUAGCAGACUGCCCAGGCAGGCUCCACCGAGGGCUGCAGUGACUGUGGUGAAGCGCUGGAGCUUCUCUGUGACUGUGGAGGCAGGAUGGGGUCUAUGGCAUCAGGGCAGCAAGAACAGUGGUGUGGUGGUGUCGGCCUCGCUGGACAUGGGUGCUCUUAUCAUGAGUGCGAAUGAAGUGGUGGUGGAGUAUCUGUAUGGCUUGGCUGUGGACCUGACUGAGUUCACAGACUAUGCCAAGUACAGACAGACUCGCCCUCGUGCUUCAGUGCUGGAGGAUCCCAGGGCAUGGUGGCGCCAUGCCAUUGGAAACGUGGCACGAGACCUGCGAGCAGCAGCAAUGGAUGUUGAGCUGACAGGGCUGUCGCAGUCCCGUCAGGCCACCCUGCGCAUGCAGUACGAGAAGCAGUACAGCGAUUUCGUUGCAGGGCGCUGCUGGUCCAUGACAGCUGCUCAGACGCGCCUGCAACAGCUGGAGCAGCAGCUUGGCACGUUCAACUGUGCGCUUGUGCGGUUCAGAGUGGCACUGACAGCCGAAUCUGAGGGGUUGUCCCACAAUGAGCCUGCGUGGGAUCAGCACAUGGCCGAUGUGAGAAGCAAACUCCAGGAUCUGAACUACUUGCUUUCUGGUGGCUCUGUUCCUGAGCCUCAGGCACAGAAGCCGGUCAUUGAGGUCAGCAGCAGAUUUACCUGCCCCAAGCUCUGCGUCUUGUUGACAUCAGCGUCAAACCUUGAUUGGGGUGCUGAGGUGUCGCUGCAUGAGGUGGCGCUGAGGUUCACUGAGGGGGGUUCCCUUCACGCUGAGGUGUCAUGCAGAGAGCUUCUGGUACGAAACUUCUAUGUCCCUGAGAGCGAAUUAGUAGGGAACAUCGUGCACUCUGUCAGCUCCUGUCAAUCCUCCACCUUUCCUUCCUCUGCAGCCUCCUCCCCUUCCAUUGGUCCUCGUGCCUCACCCCUAUCAGCUUCAGUGCCUGGCUCUAGUCAACCGUCCCCACUGCAUCCUUCUCUAGGCAGUCCUGCUGUGCCUGCUGCAGCAGCUGCGGCUCCUCCAUCUUCCUCCCUUUCCUCGGGCUCCACUCCCUUCUUGGCGGUCUGUUUUGUUCAACGAUACGGCUCUCAGCCCCGUCCCUGCCAACUGCCCACCUGUCUCGUCGGCAGGUGGCAUCUCUCCUGCCCCUCAGAACUCAAGAAACCAAGUUCAGGCCGUUUCCUCCAGUUCCUCCAGUCAAUCCGGUCUGACAAGUACACGAAAGCACCGCAGCAGAGCCAGAAAGCUGUGCCGACGCAAGGAGAGAGGCAGCAGCAACAGGAUUUGAAUGAUCCAACGGAAGGGUCAGAGGAGAGGGGACAGACAACACAUCAACGGACGGAGGGAAGCAGGGGAAGUACGGGAGCGCAUGGCGAGGCGAAGUGGAAAGGGGAGCGUGAACUGGGCGUGUUAGAGCUUGGGUGGGGCGAGGACGAGUUGCAGCGGCUGCAUACUCGAGUGGAGGCACACAUGUCUCCCCUUCGAGUCUUCCUCGACCGCCGCUGGCUUUUCCAGCUCAUGCAGCUUCUCUCCUCGUCUCCCUCAACCCAAUCACAGUCAACUGUAGCCAGCCAAGGCAGAGUGCCUGGCCACUUGGCCUCACAGGCCGGGAAGGGUGUGACUAGCCGUGCAGAGGUUAGAGCUGGUGUAGGGAAAGGAUUGGGAGGAGAAGGUGCAGGGAGACAAGGUGGGGAGAUAGCAAUGGGGGACGCAGCUGGUGGUUCAGGUGACACUGAAUGGAUGCCCGAUAUCACCAAGCAGCAGCACUACCUGUACCACAGAAGGGGAGACUGUGGAAGCCUGGAUGUUAGGAGCAACGGUGCUCCUGCUAGUCCUGCUGAAAGGCGUCCAGGCACACCCGGUGGUGGCGCGGGGCAGAUCCGUGGUGGUGGUAUCAGUGAUGGUGGUGCGGCGCCGCUGAACCCUGCUCUGUUCGCGGAUCUGCAGGAUUACGUGAAGGAGUUUGGGCAGCACGUGGCGAGGAAGCGAGUGCAGCAUGUCAGGGAUAACCUGCCAGAAGUCGCCGCCCGGGUUGGCAGCAUACUCUUCAUCAUCCCAUGCCGCGACAUUGACGUCACGCCUCGUCCAUCAUCGGCAUCAGGAUCAGCUGCCACUCAGCGCUCGUCGGUGCCUUCAGCAGGAGGUGACAGUGACUUUCAGGCAUUCUUUGAGCGACAGAAAAUUGCUCAAGCAUGGAAGACCCAGGGAACGGGCAUGGGAGCGCAGAGAAGGAGACCUGCAGCACUGACCCCUCCCCUGCUGGUGAUAUCUUUGUCAGAGAUCAUCCUGGACACAAGGCCGACUGAAAGUGCCAUUCUCCAGAAGCAGGAUGCUACCUCAGAAUCAGCACCGUCGUCCAGCGACCAAUCCCUAGCUGCCAGGUGGCGCAAGGUGGUGGCGUCCAUGUCAUCGCACAGGGGAUGGAUGCAGCGGCAGCAUGUGGGCCCACUGCCGCCCAAUUCUCUGGAGCAGAUCAACGUGGAGCUCACCAUGGAGGCUUACUUGACCCGCACUUCUCUUUCCAACGUUGCAGACUUGCGGGAAAACCCCUCUCGCCAGGCUCUUUCCUGUGCUCUUCCAUCCCAACCACAUCUGUCCUUUUCACCCGUGCGCCUGCAACCUACCUUACCUUCUACCGUGCAGCUGCUGAGUGUGGAGCUAGUCACGUCAGUCUUCAUCGUUCAGCUCUCCCCACUCAUUGCCAAGGAGGUGUCCCGCCUCGUGCACACUUUAAGUGAGACCUUUGCAAGCACCGGAGACCUCUCCUCAACCAGCAAGGAACCACCGCCACCUCCACCAGUUACACCUGGAGCACACCAGCUGGGGUGGAGGUUCUCCCUAAAAGGAGGCGGCUUCCUGGUGGAGGCGUGUCAGGAGAUGGUGCCGCACAGCAAGGCUGACUGCCCCUACGGCGUGUGCCACUGCCGCCAGUGGGUGCCUUCGUCUGACACCGCUGUGGUACUCGUCUCCACCGCAGAGGACCUGCGCGGAUGCCCUCCCAGCACUUCCAAAUCAGUUCCUCCACCUACUGCUGCUGCCUCUGCUUCUGCUGCUGCUGGGGGUUCUGCGGUGGAAGGCCAGCCCCGUGAGCCAGUGGUGGUGGUGUUCCGAGUGAGGCUGGACAAGAUUCGUGUGGAGGCUGAGCAGCACAAUGAUAAGUUAUCUCUCCUAUUGCUGCUCAGAGGUCUCUCCAGUGGUCGUAUCCUCCCUCCUACUGCGAUGGUGCGGGAACUGUUUCCCCCUGGCAAGGCCAUGAUGGCACGGGUGUUUUACCGGUGGCGCCUUCAGACAGUGGUGGCGAGGGGUUACAGUGAUGUGGCCAUAUUUGCUGCCUACGAGGCGCUCCAGCGGGCCAAGGCUCAGGUCGCUGUUCAGCUGCAGGAGGCAGGAACAUUGCAUCAGGUGGCUGUGAAAGUCGCCCUCCUCCCAUUCUGCUGCGACACCAAUAACCUCUCCGCAGUGCUCACCUUCCUCACCCACCUUCAAGCCGCUAUCUCUCGGACCACCUCUGCUCCACCGGGUCCCUCAAAUCCCCAAGCUCUGACUUCUGGAAGCAGCGAAGUAGAGAGGGACUCGUGGGGCGAGCCCACACCCACUGCUUUACCCUCCGUCCGCCCAAAUUCUUCGUCUUUCCGGUCGCGUGUGUCUUUUAGAGAUAGAGUGGAGGACGACGUGGAAAUGGAAGAUGAGGAGGAGGAGGCACAAGGUGGGGAGACGUGGCCUGGGAAGCAUGUGGGGGAUGGAAAAGGAGAUGGUUCAGAGUUCGGGCCUCGCGUGCGGAGGACUGGCGGAGGGAAGCGGAUGAGCAUUGAAGAGCUGGCCGUUGACGGAAGCGAGGCAGGCACGGAUGUUGACGAGGAUAAUGAGAAGCAAGGAAAGAGAGUGUCUCUGGAUGAUAGCCCUCUGGACAUCUUAGGUCCGCGUUCUGAAUGGCACUCUAACGGAGCUCCCUGGGAGGGAAUGAGUGAGAUGCGAACACGAGGACGGAGCAGGGAUGGUGGAGAAAAGGACGGGAGAGGUGAAGGGUGCCGUGUGUAUUCAAUGAGUGGGUGGAGGGAGAGGAGGAGGGGUUGGCAGGGAAACAGAGGGGAGGGAGAGAGCGGGAAAAGCAAUGCAACGAGUGAAGUGUGGAAGUUGCAGGCAGAGCUGGGAUGUGGCAUGGUGAUCAUGUCCAUUGGGGGGGUUUCCUUUGGCAGCGUCAUCAUGCAGAGGGUGAAGGUGGACUUAACCUCGCAGCCAGAUGCAGUGGAUGUGGAUCUCACUGUGGGCGAUCUGGAUGUGGUUGACAUGCUCGCCAACUCCAAGCACUACUCUCACAUUUUUGAGCCCAACGGAGACCUUCCAAGCCUGAACCUUGUCAUUCGGCAGAACAUGGUGCAGCGAGGGCCGAACCUACCUGCCAAACCUCAGGUGUGUGUGUUUGUGGAGAGCCAGCAGACGAGGAUGACUGCCAUCUUCCGUUUCUUCAACGACUUUGCUCUCUUCGUGGAGCGCAUGGCGCCCAUCUUCUCACCCCCCCAGGCACCCGGUCCAUCUAAAGAAGGCGGCGGCUCAACCAAGGGCCAGGAUGCCAAGAGGGAGGGGUCAAAGCAGGGGGAGGGUAAAGCAGCUGGGGAUUCAGACGGAGAGGAUGCGCCUCCGCUGGUGUUCCUGCACAUCUCGGACCUGUCGCUCUGCCUCCCAGUGUCGUCGUGGAGCGAGGAAUCUCUGGAUGUGCGAGUGGAGACCAUCAAUCUCAUCGUUCCCACUCCAGCUUCGCAGCGCCUGUCCCAGCACACACUGCUCAGACUCGCAACAGGCAUCCGCCCGCACGACCCGUCCUUCUGGAAACCGCUGGUGGAUGCUUUGGACCGCUCCCCCCCCGCCUCCCCCGACUCCGUUGGCAUUCAGCUCUCCCGUGUUGGGGGCUACUGGUCCCCCUCCAAGACCAUCACGCCCAAGGUGGAGCGGAACAUCAUCUCAGAGAGUGGUGUCUUCAUCUCCGUGCAGUCGAACCCAUCACGGGUGCACGUGCACUGGCCUCAGGUGGAGAUUCACCUGGGCCUCACCCAGUACAAUGCCAUCAUGACCCUCAUCUUCCAGAACCUCGCAGAGGGCUGCUCCUUCACAGACGACCAAGUGUACAACCCGAUGGUGGGUCGCCCCAUGGGCGGCGAGGCUGCUCCUCCGGACCCCUGCAUCAGCCUGGCAGGACUCACCCCCGACUUGGAGAUUCAGCUCGACUUCGGCCGCGCUGUCAUCCACGCCGAGAUGGAGCACCCGGCCACUCUGGUUGAGAACGGCUUUGGUGACCCUCUUUUGUCAUUGAGAGCGCAUCGCCUCACCAUUGUCUACUCCAACUACACUGAUUUCUCGCAAGUGACAGUGAAGGCGUUUCGCCUGCUCUUAAGGGACGACCGCUUCCUCAAGUUUUCCCAGUCAGAGCUGGCCCUCAUCGAGACCAAUUCCUCGCGGGCCAAGCCGCCCCCCACCUCAGCUUCCACAUCCACCCGCCUCUCCACACCUCCCACCCACACCCGCAACUACACCACCCCCAUGGGUGGCGAGUCCGGGCAAGGGCUCGGGUGCGAUCUGGACAGGUCGUUUCUGGUGAACGUGGUGAUGAAGGCGGAGGGCACGACGGGCGUGCAGGUGGUGUUUGAGCGCACCAGCAUUGUGUGGCCCUUCUACACGGACCUCUCACUUGUGUGGGAGUUUCUGGAGGUCGUGGCUGGGUACUUUCAGAAGCCGGGGUGUGCGCUCGGGCCUAUCAGUCUGCAACCAGAUUCGUGGCUGAUGGCCAACAUCCUGCUGCAUGACUUUGAUCUGUUGCUGCCAGUGCCAGAGGAGAGCCUCAUCAACGUCUGCCCGCCUCCCUCCAGCUCCCACCACUCCAGCCCUCCUCACGCCAACCCUCCUCUCGCCACCCCGUCACCAAUCACUGCUGACUCUUCUCCAGCCUUCCACUCCGCCCAAUCCCGCAUGCCUCCUCCCUCCACUCUGCCUGACCGCUUCUACGAUGCUUCUGAGGUUCUCCCUGCGAGCCGACGCAGCGGCAGUGUAGGUGCUGGGGGUGCUCCUGCUGGCAGUGGCUUUGGCAGGAGUGGCAGCAGUGGCAGCGGUGACAGCGGGCAGUUUGAAAGUGCAAGGAACACGUUUGAGGAGCCAGUGUGGGUGCCGGAGUUGCAGGUGUGGAGCGACGACGUAUACCUCUUUCUUUCAGAGCUCAAAGCCCAUGGGCUCAAGAUCAGGGGACAGACUCUGCGGGUGGGGCAUUUUGCAGGAGGAGACGGGGAGAGCAAGCUCCUGGUAGACUUUAUCCGCGUCAGCAGUGUGUUCAUCCACCAGUCUCAGUACUUUGCCCCUCACGACGUCAUUGGGGAGUUCACUGCCCAGCUUCUGUUUAACCAGCACUCUCCCAAGUGUGCCAAUAAACAGGCCAGCCUGCUGUCACUGCACAUCACACCUGAUCUCCAUCCGUCGCUCUCUGCAUCUCCACGUUCUUCCUCUCCUGCUGCUUUCCCUGCCUCCGCCACUGGAGGGCAAUCCAGCAGCAGUGCCGUCAAGUCUGGCCGUCUGCCUAUUUACUUUGUUUUCUCUCAUCUUGUGGUCCUUAGCUCGUUCCUCCGGACGCUCAACAUCCGCCUCAAGCGCAGCCAGGGCAAUCUGCUGCAUCAAAACCUCGACCUGUAUGGGGACCCACUGCCGCCCGCCUUUGUGCCGUCCAAGCUGGGCGUCAACCUCCAGAUCCACGAGCUCUUUGUUGCUCUCAUCGACGACAGGAUGGGCAACCCCACGUCGGUGCUGGAGCUGGUAGCAAAGGACAUCGCCUUCAAUGCCACAAGCCAGAUUCUCACCGAUGGCGGACCCGAGCUGCUCUCCUGCCGCCUCUCCCUCACUCUCCUCUCCAACUUCCUCAACUCCGGCUUCGAGAUCAUGGAGCCAAUGACAGAAGCAUGGCAGUUGGGGGCUGACAUGAAGUCCACGGGCAACCACGUGACGAUAGCAGUGCAGUCGCACCAGCUGCUGAACGUCAUGUUCACGCCCAUGCAGCUGCGCUCGCUGGGAGACGCCCUCAACUUCUACACGCUGCUCUCCAACUCGCUGCUCGUGCUGCCGGGGGGUAGCCUGCAUGGAAGCGACCGUGACGAGUUGGGUUCUGGAGCAUCCUCCUCAACAGCUCAUGGAGGCUCAGUUCCACCUGCCACCUCCGCCCGGAUGACUCGAGCAAUGAGCAUGCUGAGGGCACGCGAGUACUUCCCCAAGUCAGGAACCCUUGCAGAGACACUGGAGGCGUCACUACAGGAGGUGGCGGUGGGAAUGGUUAGCUACCGAAUGGUCAACCUCUCAGGCCACACGCUCUACUACUGGACCGAGAAGGACGAGGAGAAAUCCAAGACGUACUCAGUGGAGGAGGGCGAGGAGCAGGUGCUGGAGGUGCAGCCAGUGCAGAAGGUGGUCACUCUCAGGGACACCCGCAAGAUUCUUGCGCGCACCAUCUGUGUCAAGCUCAAGGGGGACUGGCUGCCCAUCAACGACAUUGUCAUGGACAAGGUGGGCAAGUACGUGAUGGACCUGCGGCUGCCGGGGAGCACAGUGGUGCUGCCGGUGGUGUUUGACGUGACACUCAAGUCGCGCACCAAGAUCAUCACUGUGCACUCCACCAUGCACCUCCGCAACGACCUCGACGUGCCACUCGUCUUCUUCGCCCUCCUGCCCAGCCCCAAGGAGACUGGAGGCGAGACAGCCAAGUCCUCCUCGCAAGUCAAAAAGUUCUCCCUUGAGAAGGACGUGGUGGCACUGGACCCAGAGCACCUGCUGGAGCAGCAGGGCCUCCUCGAGUUCCCCAUCCUCAACCAGGGCGGCUGCUCCCCGCUCGUGGGCAGCAGCGGCGGCACCAGCAGCAACAGGCUGCUGACCCGUUUCGGCAGCAUGACACGGAGGCACAGUGAUGGCGGGGGGAGUCUGAGACUGAGUGAACUCGGGAGUGUGAAGAGGGGGAGCAUGGCAAACGAAGGAGAGGAUGAGUUUGAGAGGAGCAGUGGCGUGGGUUCCUUGGAGGAGUUUGACAGUGCGAGUGAUGUGAGGAGGCCGUUUUACUGCUGUCUGCAGGUGAACUCGGAUCCUCUCGCGCACAGUGCGAGCAACGGGUUGUACGAGGAGUUCACUCUGUCCUUUGUGCCCCCUGUGGCGAUCCAAAACGGCCUGCCGUAUGACUUGGAGGCGUAUGUGUGGGAUGUGGAGUGGGGCACGCGUCACAUUGUCUACGUUCCUUCUGGCGAGUCCCGAGACCUAUACCACGUCAGCCUAGACCACACGCUGCAGAUGCACAUUGCGCUCUUUGUGCCAGGAGGGGAGUACAGGACGCGCCGCCGGUACCCCAUUCACUUCCCUCCCAACCCGUUGCUCCAGAAGCAGUUUGGCAGCCGUGCUUUUGCCUACGACGUGCGCACUCUCCGCCUGGCUGUCAAGUGCCGACUCUUCCCACAGCACGCCCCAUCAGCCUCGCCCAUCACUCUCUCCAUCGACAACCGCCACAACUGGCAGUCGCGCAAUCGCAGCAUUUCUUUACUCGCUCACUACUGGGUCAUCAACCUCACCAAGUUCCGCCUCAAGCUCUCCACUGGAUCCUCCCAGAACCCUCUCGACUGCCCACGGUACCAGGAGGGCCAGCCAGCCCUGCUGAACGUGCGCCGCGGGGCGAUCACUGCGAUCAGCUUGGAUGGCUUCCAUUGGUCGAAGUCGAUCUCGAUAGAUUCUGUUGGGAUUAAGGGGUCGGUUGCGGUUGCUGGCCCGGCGUCCACAGCGUCACAGCACCACCAUCAUACGUCAGAUCAUGCUUUGAUGCGGCAGCAGACGACCGAGGAGUGGGAGAACGUGGUUCAGCUGGAAGCUCCUGCUGGCACUCCCUCCCGCCGCACCACCGCCAUGUCACCUUUCCCAGCCCUGCGGCGCUUUGAGUUUGGGGUGGAGGUGCGGCUGGCGCCAUCACUGUGCGAGGGCACCAAGCUCGUCAUCAUCUCUCCUCGCUUCAUGGUUUCGAAUCAGACGGGCCAGGCCAUGCAGAUCGCACAGAUCGGCACCACCACUGCCCGGGUUCUGGCGGACAAGAUGCGGCAGCCGUUCCACUGGGAUGACGAGAAGCUCGGGACGUACCUGGUGGCUCGGUUGCUGAGCAGCGAGCAGGAAGAGGAUGACAUGGAUGAUGGCACAGAGGCGGGGGCGGAGGAGGAGGGGGGGGAGGAGGAGGAGGAUGAGGUCAGCUUGAGUUCUGAUGGAGAGCAUAGUGAGGGGGAAGAGGAGGGCGAGAGAGGGGAGGGAGUGGAGGAGAGGCACGCAGGGGAUGAGGUGCGAGGGAUGCAGAGGUUGCCGAGGGACUCAGAGGAUUCGCUUGUGUCGUGCGAGUCGAUGGAGGGUAGAGAGCAGGUGCAGACAGGGGCGAGCAGCAUUGGGUCUGAAGGGUGUGAUGACGGUGGGGACAGCUACCGUGAUAAGAAGAUGGGGUUACCAAAGGCCCAGGAGGGGACCGGGGCAAGUAAGAAGACUGCAGGGAAGGGGCGGCGGAGCAAAGGAGGGGAGAUGGACGUGGAUUGGGACUGGUCGGGUGCGUUUGAUAUCGACAAGCCGGGUGAAUCCGCAGUGCGCAUCAAGCACAGGCGCAAGAGGGGAAAGUACGCCAUUCUCUCCAUCGACGUCUCGCUCAAUGGCGCCUCUGCUCUCGUCACGUUUGGCAUCUGCGGCUCCAAGCACAAGCCUCCGCCCUAUCGCAUUGAGAACCGCUCGGCCUUCAUGACCAUCAAGUACGGGCAGCUCACCACCCCCACACGGCAAAGGCUGCCUCCCAAUCGCUCCACCAACUAUGCUUGGGACCAGCCACGCAUGGCCCAGCUGCUGCAGGUGGAGAUUGAGGGGUUCGGUGUGACGCGCGAGUACGACCUGGACGGCAUUCGCGAGCUGCCCACCAUCAUCCUCUCCGAAGACGACUUCACUGGCAAUGCGUCGCUGAGAGACAGGAUGUUUGUGAUGGUGGGAACGCAGGCUCGAGCGGUGGCAGCGCUGUAUGUGAACGUGUAUGCAGACGGAGCCACCAGAGUGCUCUCAUUUUCCGACACCAAACACACCUCCAAGGUAUCAGAGGAGGACGAGCGCACCACACUGCAGGAGAAGCUGCAGGUGACGAGUGAGCGGAUCGACUUCGCUCGCAAGGUGCUGCAUCGCGCUCGAGCUCUUGCAGGGGACGCCCCACUGGAUGCUUUGGAGGCACAGCCAUCGUACAUCAAGACUCCUGAGUACAGUGCAGCAAUGGCCAGCUUCACGCCCAACCACCCCCCCUCCGUGCGCUCUACUAGCAGCAGCUCCUCUGCUCGCAGUGCCAGGCAACUCCGUCGCAGCAGCAGCGACACUCCAGUCGCCUCUACAAGCAGGAACCCCUCGGCGUCCGUCGUAACUGCCACUGGCGCUGGCAGUGUGAAGGAGCGGUUCUUUUCCAGAGCAGAUUCAGAGGGCUCCUCCCCUCGCACUCCUCCAGAGACCUUCCCCGUGUUUACUGGCAGUAGUUCUGAGCCUUCUCCUGCUAGUAAAGCCGCUGGGGCAUUAAGAAUUGCCGACGCUGGGGAGUAUGCAGGCAAGGCAGAAAGGCUGAGAGGGCAAGAAGCACUUGACUACCUGUACCUCCCUGGAAGCGCGGCCGCCGUGCCUGAGUACCCGAUGAGACUGGUCGAGGUGACUGCGUAUGGCGUGCAGGCAGGAAUGCGGGCUGUGAAGGAAGGGAUGGAGGUGGUGGAAGGGGUGGGGGGGGUGGCAGAGAAGACUUUGAAAGGGAAUGGUCUGUACGUUGAAGCAGUCAAAGUAUUGGAUGCUGAGGUAUCGCAAGGGAAUAUUGUCGAAAUGGCCAAGCAUGUUGAAUCCGCAGCAGCAGAUGUGAAAGGGAUGCCGAAAUCGGCAGCACAGGCAUUGUCGAAGGAGAAAUCAGAUGGGGCAGAAGCUGUGGCAGUUAAGGAAGGGGCGCGUCAGGGGGAGGUGGUCAAGGAGGCAGAUACAGCAGCAGCAGAUGCAGCAGCAUCUUUAGACGAGUCAACUGCAGCUGGAAAAAUACAGGGUGUCUCAGCUUCAGCAGCUUCAGCUGGAGAGCUGGCUGAGUCCGACACCUGUGCUCCUGGCGCAGCUGCUACUGCCAGUCCUGGCGCAUCCGCUACUGCUGCUCCUGGCUCAUCUGCGAAUGCUGCUAUUGUGUCUGAUGAUGGUGAUGCUCCCUCGACCAAAGCUGGUGGGAGGCCGUGGGAGAGAGUGAAGCGGCGUUUGGGGUUCAUGAGUCAGGGCAAGGGGAAGAGAAAAGCACAGCUGCUGGAGCCGAAACAAGAGGAGAACGAUAGUACAGGAGGAGAGAAAGGUGAGUAUGACGGAGGAGAGCACAGGAGGUCAGAGAGGCUUGUUCAAGAGGCCGAUGGCGAGUUGAAUCACGAAGGACUUGAGACGGAUGAGCUUUCUGAGAAAGCACGGAUCCUUUCAUGUGUGAGGGAAGGAUCAGAGGAGGAAAGUGAGGGAGAGGAGGAAGGAGGGGAGCAGGGAAGCAGCAGGGAUGCAGGCAGAGAGCAGGGUGCAGGUAUUGGUGCUGGGGUGACUGGUAGUGAUGGUGGGAGAAUCAGUGACGACGGGGCAAGUGGACCAGAGAAGGAGAGCGUACGUGUGCCGCCUCCUGAACUCGGUGCAAGGCCUACCCGGGGCCGUGUGACUUGGAAAGGUGUCGUGGACAAGGUUAGUGUUGGCACCACUGCUGCUGUGGUCAACACAGGGAAGAGAGUGACAGGAGCGGCAUCAGCUUUGCACUCCGCUGCAUCUGCUUUCCUGGACGGCACCUCAGAGAAAGUUCAGGAGAAGUUUCACGAGGCGAAGGAGGCGUUUGAGGAAGCAGAGGAGAGGGCGGGGGAGUGGCGGGCGGAUGAAGGGUUCAAAGCGCAAGUGGGGGCGAUGAGGACCGUGCGCUCUAUGGAGUCGUUCUUCGGGAGACAGGCGGAUAAGCUGGUGAAGGCUUCCCAUGUUGCUGACAUGGUCAAAUCCGCAACAACUGCAGAGCUGCGGGCACACUGGCCCCAUGACAGCUUCAGGUUGCCGUCGUCUAGAAGCGAGGGAGGAGAGAGUGUCGGGGAAGGGGAAGGUAGUGAGUUGAUGCCCGUGCCGACGUUUGAUGAGCUCCAGAACAUGGCAGGGGCGGCAGCUGUUGCGGAGAGGGAAUUUAUCGGGAAAAAUAGGCCAUCUGGAUUGGUCAUGAGCGCGAGCGUCGCGGCAGGGCAGAUGGCAGCAGUAGCAAGGCGAGGCCAGGAUGUGGUGGUGAAGGCUGGGUCCGUGGUCAAGGGAGCGGUUGGGAGUGCGCUUGUUGCCGGGUCUGAGGCGGCUGUAGCAGAGGGAAAGGCCCUGGUGGCUGGGACGGCUGUAGCGCUGAACGUUAUGGGAGGUAGGCUGGGGGAUAUUAAAGAACACGCAGAGCAGGACGUGCAAGUGAGCCUUGCAGACUGGCGGAGACGAAUGCAGGAGGCGGGGAUAGGGGCGGAGGAGGAGGAGGACAUCAGUGAACUGCGGCAGGAGCGGAUCCAUCUAGGCGACGAGGAGUAUGAUGCAGGGGCGAUCGUGGGAGGCGACGUGACGGUUCAUGUGAUUAAAGCCAUGGAUCUGGGGCUCCGGCCGGAGAAGACGCAUCCGUACGCGGUGGCGCAGGUGGAGGGGCGGCGGCUGCGUUCGUCGGUGUGCAAGGGGACGGUGUGCCCGCAGUGGGACGAGUUGCUGGUGUUCAAAGGCGUUUCUACCACGUCCAGCAUGGCUGUCUCUAUCUUCAGCAGCGAAACCAUUGGCUCACACAAGUUCCUUGGCCAGGUGGUGCUGCCGCUGGUGGACGGCAGGGCGCUGAACCGCGAGCCCGGGUGGCACAAGCUGAGUCGGCGCACGGCGCACGAGACGGUGACAGGCAGGGUGUUCCUGUCCACGUCGUGGGACGCCACAGAGCUCGAACUCAUGGCUCUGCAGCUGCGCGCGAAAGAAGCCGAGCUGGAUGCGUUGGAGGAGCGGCUGGCGCAGGAGAGGGAGGCGAGGCCGCGCGAAGCAGUCAUGGCAGCAGAGGCCCUCGCCAACCCGCUCGCGCUGCUUCCCCGCACGCCCUCCUCAGCCCUGCGCACGCCCACAGGGGGCCCAUGCUGCGCCGCAUGUUCACUCUCAAGGGCCCUGGGGGGAUGGGUGCGGCUGCCUCGUCCGUGCCGCCUGCUGCGGUGCAGCAGCAUGCCGCUAAGGGCCAGCUCAAGUACAUGCCAGACCCACCUCUCUUUUCUCUUUUCCGGCCGGGGGAGAGUGCCAGAAGGGUGGCUUCACUCCAACGCCAUCUCUCACCUCUGCCUGCACUCCCCCUCUACUCACCGCUCUACUCACCUCUCUCUACUCACCUCUCUCUACUCACCUCUCUCUACUCACCUCUCUCUACUCACCGCUCUCUACUCACCGCUCUCUACUCACCGCUCUCUACUCUCUCACCAGGUGAAGGUGGUGGAGGCGAGGCACCUGGCAGUGCCGGCGGAGUGGCUGCGCUCGGUGCACCGCAUGCAUGCCUUUGCUGCGCUCUCCGUGGUGUCCCCCUCGGGCACCAGCACGCUCCCUGUGAAGACGCGCGUCAUCAAGGGUAGCUUCUUCCCCAAGUGGAACGAAACCUUCACCAUCAACGAUGCUGCUCUCACCUCCUCGCUGCGCGUGCAGGUGUUUGACAAGCCAAAGCUGGGCAGCCCCAACCUCCUGGGCGAAGCUACAGUGGACGUUGCCACCUUCAAGGAUGGGCUGCCACAGUACUUGCUGCUGACUCUCAAGCGAAGUGCUGCAAGAGAAGGGGAGCAGGAGGCGGUGGGCGGCAGCAUUCGUCUUCGAGUGCACUGGAUGGUGGAUCACGGGAAGAAGGCAGAGGAGAAGACCGGAGUCAACUUUAUGGUGAACCUGCACGGGAUGACCGUGUCAAUAGUGGACCGCCUGCCCCGAGAGAUCAUGCUGGUGCUGCUGGAAGAGAUCUGCUGCUCCUGGGAGGAGUCGGUGAAGGAGGUGGCAGGCAAGGUGGAGGUGGGAAAACUGCAGGUGGACAAUCAACUGCUCACGGCUCGCAACCCCGUUGUGCUCUCGCGCACCCAGGCCUUCCCAGCAGAGGCCCUGUUCAUGGAGCAGGGCAAGGAGCUGGCGAACCAGGCAGCGCUGGCCGGCAUGCUGAACACAGACCCCUCAGCCAGCAAGGAGAAGGAGAAGGCAUUCAUAUCAGUGGAGUUCACGCGGCUGCUGCAGCACCCCUCCAUCGUCUACUACCGCCGCUUCCUCUUCCAACUUCAAGAGUUCGACCUGGUGUUGGAGGAGGAUUUCGUGGAUACGGUGGUGGCAUACCUGCAACAGUUGCCUAUGGAUGACCUGUGGCAGGAGAAGGAUAAGCGGGGCGGGGAGGAGGAGGAGGAGAAGAAAGACGACGAGGAUAUGAUGGAGGACAUGGCCGGUGCUCCCAUCGCCAGGACUUACCUGACCCGCGACGCAACCAUGAUUUCCCCGUCGUCCCGCCGGCACUUAGUUAAGUCGGAGCAGCUGGAGCCGUUGGUGAACCGCAGCAGCUGGGUGGCGGGCAACCAGGGCCUGCGGUGGUACUUUGAGCGCUUCCAGGUGCAGCCGAUGCGCAUCAACGUCACGCUUGUCAUGAACCCCAUCAAGAGCGACGCGCCGCCGCCCUCUGGGAGCAGCUCCGAGUGGCACCUCCGCACCACCGCCUCCUCUGCUGGCUUCCCGCUCAUUCCGCUCACCCGAGCCCCGCUCAGGCUCAACAGUCUGGUGCUGGACAACGCGUUUCAGAAUCAGAGCACGCUGCAGACGUACGUGCUGCGCCACUACGGCGUGCAGCUGCUGCAGGGCCUCCACAAGAUCCUCGGCUCUGUCGAGCUGCUCGGCGCCCCGCUAUCUCUGGUGGACAAUCUCGCUACAGGAGUUAUGGACUUUUUUGUUGAGCCCGCCUCUGCCACCACGCCGGAGGAGUUCCUGAGCGGGGCGGUGAAGGGCACGGUGAGUCUGAUGAAGCACUCGUCGUACGGUGUGCUGCACUCCAUCAGCUCCCUUGCUGGCGGCAUCGGCACUGGCUUCGCCAAGCUCACCUUCGACGACUCCUACAUCCAGAGGUUCAGCCAGCGACCGGAGGGAACAUCGCAGCAGGUGCUGCGAGGGGCGCAGGACCUGGGGCUGGGCUUUGUGGGUGCGGUCACAGGGCUGGUGCUGCAGCCUCUGGAGGGCGCACGCAGGGAGGGGGCCGUGGGCGCGGUCAAGGGCGUGGGCAAAGGGGUGGUUGGGCUGGUUACCAAGCCGCUGUCGGGGCUGCUGGGGUUUGCGUCGACGCUGACUGAGAGCGCCGGCACGGGAUCCGGGCGAUUGGGGGGGACGUGUCACGGCGGACUGUCCCGCGGAUUCGGCUGCCGAGCACGUUUGGGCGGAAUGAUGCCAUCGCGUUGGAGCCAGAGGACAACGUCGGGGCGCAAGGCCCUGCUCUUCACUGUUGUGCGCCUCAUCUUCUAUGACUGCCAGCGCAACGUCUUCUACUGGCAGAUUCCCCUCAAAGACAUAACCUCCGUGAUGGGGAUGGAGGGGCGGCUGGAGAGCAUAAUUCUGUACGAGGCAGACGUGGUGAUCGCACGCAAGAAGCUCCCUCUGCGCGUGCCCGCACGCAAGGUCAUCAAGACCACAACCCGCGAGCUCCACAUGGCGCUUUUAGUUAAGCUCAACCGGCACUUAGCCCGCAUUCGCGCCACACUCCAGUCCUCCUCGUCUCCAUCGACCCCCCGCCACGCGUCCCGUGAGCCAGUUGCUGCCGGCGCUGCAGCUGAUGGGUCAGUAUCCUCCUCUCGCCCCCCAUCUGCUGGUUCCACUCCUGCUCUCUCUCCUUCCCCUUCGCUCCCGUCCCCGCUCCGCCUUGCUCAAUCCCCUGGAAACGUGUCUGAGCUGAGUGCUGGCAGCGGCAAGGCAGCAGGGAGGCCUGGAAAAGCAACUGGUGCUGGCAUUGAUGGGCCGAGCAGUGGUGGUGGUGGGGGCUCCAGUGGUAGCACUGGGAGAGCCCAUAACAGGAAGCAGUCAUCUCUGUCUAAGGCGUUGUCCUUGCAGAGGGAGGAGCAGGAGGAGGAUGAAAAGGCAGAGGAGGAGAAAGUGGCUUCUGAGGCGGCUCAUGUGGUGAGUGUGUCGGGUGGAGCCGCCGCUGCAACGGCAGCGACACGUUGGAAAAAGCAAGCCAAUACGAGAGAUGGUGCAGGGAGGGCAGCUGACAAGGGCAAGGCUCCUGCAGAACUGACACACAGCCGCUCGGCUCCGGCCAGAGCUAGGAAAAGCAGCUUUCGCAGGGGCAAAGCAGCAGGAGGAGGAGGAUGUUACGAUUUGGGCAAGCAUGCUGUAAUACAUGAAGAUGUGGAUAUGGAUGCAGCACAUUUGGACCAGGACAACAGUGACGAGGAUGACUAUAGCGAGGAUGCAAAUGGCGUGGCGGCAAGGGUGACUCAGUUGGAUAGGGAGGAGCGGCAAGAGGUGCGGCGUAAUCUGGAUGCGAUACUGACGACUUGCCAAGUGGCGAGUGCAAGUGCUGGUGGUCGAUCGGACCCUGCUUCAGCUCUGGUUUCUGUGAAAUUUCUUGCACUUGCGGCGUAUUCGCGUGAACAGUCGCAUAGGGCCCACCAGGCCACGCUAGGAGUGACAGCAUCGCAAGGUGUGGGGAGGGGUGAUGAUUCGCAGUGGGAAGAAGACGUGUCGGCAUUGCUGCGCACAAUGGUGGCGUUGACUGAGGGCGGUGAGACUGGCUCGUCAAGAGACCAGGCACAGAUCUUGGGAACGCUAGAGGCAAUCUGCCACCAAGCCAUUGGCCGGGUCUCCGGCCAUUGA
Molecule: messenger RNA, 18288 nt
Organism: Closterium sp. Yama58-4
Lineage: Eukaryota; Viridiplantae; Streptophyta; Zygnematophyceae; Desmidiales; Closteriaceae
Source: the annotation of a GenBank genome assembly